UUGGAACGGUUUUCCCGAGGGCUGUGGUGAUCCGUCAAAACUGGUGCACCCGACAUCUCCAACACCCCGUCUUCUCUACUCUCUGGGCAACAUUUGCAACCACUUUAUGACGCGGGCUUUCCUGGAGCGGGUUUGCAGUCCAGAUGCCGAGGUCCAGCUGACCUACCAUAUUGCACGCAAGAAGGUGCCGUAUCUGGAUACAGCUACCGGCGAGAUGGUCCAGCCAACCGAACCGAACGCCUACAAGCUGGAGAAGUUCAUAUUUGACGUCUUUCGACUAGCUGACCGGUUUGCCAUCUGGGAGGUCUGCCGUGAGGAGGAGUUCUCGCCCCUCAAGAAUGGACCCAACGCGAAGAAAGAUUGUCCAGCUACAUGCAGGGCCGCCAUUCUCACACUGCACCAGAAAUGGGCUCUCAUGGCCGGUGCUGCUUUCGAAACAAAUGACCUUGAGAAAAACUGUCUGGAGAUAUCCCCUCUCGUCAGUCUAGAGGGCGAGGUAUGUGGUCGCCUUUUUGAUUAG
Molecule: messenger RNA, 520 nt
Organism: Dibothriocephalus latus
Lineage: Eukaryota; Metazoa; Platyhelminthes; Cestoda; Diphyllobothriidea; Diphyllobothriidae
Source: the annotation of a GenBank genome assembly